AUGGAAGAAGUGAUGAAAGCUGUUUUUGAGUUAUCAGGUGACAGUGCAUGUGGACCAAAUGGUUUUUCUGGGAUAUUUUAUCAAAAGUGUUGGGAAGUGAUCAAAGUUGAUGUGUUUAAUGUAGUUAAAGCCUUCUUUGAGGGUCAUGCCCUUCCUAAAUCAAUUAUUCGCACCAACUUAGUGUUGUUGCCAAAGAAGAAUGUGGUGGAAUCAUUUUCUGAUGUGAGGCCUAUAAGUCUUAGCAACUUCAUCAACAAGGUCAUCUCUAGAGUAGUGCAUGACAAGCUUGAUAGACUGUUACCAGCUGUGAUAUCUUCUAAUCAGUCAGGAUUUGUCAAGGGUAGGAAUAUUAUUGAGAAUGUACUGUUGACACAGGAAAUUGUGACAGACAUAAGGAAUAGAGGGAAACCUGCAAAUGUUGUUAUUAACUUGGAUAUGACAGAGUUUCAUAGCUAUAUCUCUAUAUGGUAA
Molecule: messenger RNA, 471 nt
Organism: Lycium barbarum (goji berry)
Lineage: Eukaryota; Viridiplantae; Streptophyta; Magnoliopsida; Solanales; Solanaceae
Exons: 1
Coding region: 1-471 (156 amino acids)
Source: RefSeq, a predicted model, not a curated record